AGGGGUCCCGCGCUGGCCCUUCCUUUGCGUGCAUUGUUGGCCGCCGUUCUGGGCGUGGUGCGGCGACGGGUUCGGGGGUAGAUUCACGGCUCGGCCUCACACAUAUAGUCACACUCGGUCCUCUGUCCACCUGGAAGCUCGCCUUCUCUCGCUCCGACUCUUUGGCCUGACUCUCGUUGUCUCCCACCCGCCGUCUUUGACAUUUCACCUCAAUCACUUUGGCACUCACAGUGGGCACCCACUUUGGCACAUCGCGAAACGCAGACGGCUGCCGACGCAGCAGUUCCCACCAUGCCCGAUAUUUCCCGCGCCCACGGCCACCAUGGCGACGCGCACGAGGAAAAGGGCGUCGGCCACACCGAGCAGAUUGAGUCCAAGACGGAGCUCGAGGCCAGGGUCCGCAACCCGCUCGCGGGCAUCCCCCGCGACCAGCUGAUGCGCGACGUCGACGCGUUUGCCGUCGCCAACAACCUCCAGGAGCACAUCCAGGUCCUCCGCAAGGGCGCGCUCGUCGCGCAGAACCCCAACGAGGUCGAGUCCAUUGACGGCCCCGAGCGGCUGACCAGCGAGGAGCUCGCGUGCCUCGAGAGGGAGAGGACGCACAAGUGGCACAUGCCCAGGCGCCUCUUCCUCACCAUCGCCACCUGCUCCAUCGGCGCCGCCUGCCAGGGCUGGGACCAGACCGGCAGCAACGGCGCGACCAUUUUCUUCCCCGCCGCGUACGGCCUUGACGAGGCCAAGAGCGACCGCGACGCCAUCAUCGUCGGCCUCCUCAACGCCGGCCCGUACAUUGGCAGCGCUCUUAUCGGCUGCUGGCUGGCGGACCCCCUCAACAACCGUCUCGGCCGCCGCGGCGCCAUCUUCUUUGCCGGCAACUUUCUCAUCUGGCCCGUCAUCGGCUCCGCCUUCUGCCGUACCUGGCCCCAGCAAAUGGUCUGCCGUCUCCUCAUGGGUGUGGGCAUGGGCGCCAAGGCCUCGACCGUGCCCAUCUACGCCGCCGAGAACGCGCCCGCGGCCAUUCGCGGCGCUCUGGUCAUGUCGUGGCAAAUGUGGACGGCCUUUGGCAUCAUGAUGGGCACCGCCUUCAACCUGGCCGUCUACGCCGUCCCCCACAUCAACUGGCGCCUCAUGCUGGGCGCGCCGUUCCUGCCGGCCGUGCCCCUGCUGUCGCUCAUCUUCUUCUGCCCCGAGUCGCCCCGCUGGUACAUGAAAAAGGGCCGCUACUUUGACGCGUGGCAGUCGAUGAUGGUCCUGCGCCACCACCCGAUCCAGGUCGCCCGCGACAUCUACUACAUCAGCGCCCAGCUCGAGCUCGAGAAGCAAAUCGUCGGCCGCACCAACUACGCCACGCGCUUCGGCCAGCUCUUCACCAUUCCGCGCGUGCGCCGCGCCAACCUGGCCGCCUUCACCGUCAUGAUUGCGCAGCAGAUGUGCGGCAUCAACAUCAUUGCCUUUUACUCGACGAGCAUCUUUACGCAGUCGGGCCUCGACGCGCGCAAGGCCAUGAUAGGCUCCUUUGGCUUUGGCGUCGUCAACUGGCUCUUUGCCUUUCCUGCGUUUUGGACCAUUGACACGUUUGGCCGACGCAGCCUCCUCCUCUUUACGUUUCCGCAAAUGUUCUGGACCCUCCUCGCGGCGGGCCUCUGCACGCUGCUUCCGGCGGGCACCAAGGAGCACCCCAACGAGGUCCGGACGGGCCUCGUGUGCCUCUUUGUCUACCUGUUUGGCGCCUUCUACUCCCCCGGCGAAGGACCGGUCCCCUACACCUACAGCGCCGAGGUGUACCCCCUGUCUCACCGCGAGACGGGCAUGGGCUUUGCCGUCGCCAACUGCUUGUUUUGGGCCGCCGUUCUCGGAACCACGUUCCCCUUUUUGCUGCGGCAGCUCCAGACCGUCGGCGCGUUUGGCCUCUACGCCGGCUUCAACCUCGUCGCCUUUGUCAUGAUCCUCUUCUUCGUGCCCGAGACCAUGCAGCGCACCCUCGAGGAGCUCGACUGGGUCUUUGCCGUGCCGGUCCGCAAGUUCGCCGCCUACCAGAUCACCGACACCAUCCCCUGGUUCUUCAAGCGCUACGUCUUCUUCCAGCGCAACGCCGUGCUGCGCCCGCUGUACGACUUUGAGAAGAAGGCCGCCGCGAAUACGUCCUCGGACAGCGACACCGGCGUCAAGCGUCGCCGCUGAGGCACACGCGUCGGCUGGCAUCGUCCGGGGUUCAGG
Molecule: messenger RNA, 2217 nt
Organism: Purpureocillium takamizusanense
Lineage: Eukaryota; Fungi; Ascomycota; Sordariomycetes; Hypocreales; Ophiocordycipitaceae
Exons: 8
Coding region: 292-2181 (629 amino acids)
Biological process (GO): transmembrane transport
Cellular component (GO): membrane
Molecular function (GO): myo-inositol:proton symporter activity
Source: RefSeq, a predicted model, not a curated record